Molecule: messenger RNA, 875 nt
Organism: Poeciliopsis prolifica (blackstripe livebearer)
Lineage: Eukaryota; Metazoa; Chordata; Actinopteri; Cyprinodontiformes; Poeciliidae
Exons: 6
Coding region: 156-875 (239 amino acids)
Biological process (GO): positive regulation of ERK1 and ERK2 cascade; interleukin-15-mediated signaling pathway; T cell activation
Cellular component (GO): external side of plasma membrane; membrane raft
Molecular function (GO): protein tyrosine kinase binding; MHC class II protein binding
Source: RefSeq, a predicted model, not a curated record
GUUAAAUAAGGCAGCAACAGACAUGAGAGGAGAAACAUCUCAGUUGGUUUCAGUAAUAUAACUUUUUCAGAAUAUUGCAGAGCGAACAGGAGAAUAAUUCUGAGCCAACUUUAGAGACUGAAUCAUUUGUGAAGGUAACAGAGCAGUAAGGCACCAUGGCUGCUUUCAGAUGGAGUCAAAUGGUUUUACUUCUGAUCCUCAUGCUUCAGUUUAUAGCACAAACUGAGAUGCAGAAAACCUUCCUUACUGUCAGAGGAGGAGAUAACGUCACUUUGCCUUGUGGAAUCAGACGAGACACAAAAAAUAAAUCUGAUGAAACUGCUUGGCUUUUCAAUGAUAGACAUACAUAUCAAACAAAAACACUGGUCAAACUGGGAAAUUCUCACAUAGAAAUGAAAACUAUAUCAGACAGACUGAGUGUUACAGCAAACGGUUCUCUGCUUCUACAUAAUGUCACAGAGAAGGAUGUUGGCCGGUUCACAUGCCGUUGGAUCACAUCAGGAACACAACAUGACUUUGUUGCGCUUCUAUCUGUAAUUACUAUCUUUGAGCAGCAGAACUCAGAAAAAGUCACCUUGUUCUGCUCUGUGCUCCAAUAUGAUGACUGUCUACAUGAGGUGAAGUGGCUUUAUGAGGGGAAAGAGGAAAAACACUCAGAUAUGGAAAUAUCUCAACAUUCCUGCUCUGCCACUGUGACAUUUCCAACAUCUCAUCAGAAAUUAGACAUUUAUCCGUCACUAACAUGUAAAGUCACAAACUCAGACACUAAAGCAGUUCAGCUGUUCCCCUGCAGUCUUCAGUCUUCAGAGGAGAUCCAGUCAACACCAACACCAACACAUCACUGGACACCUGCACGGAGCAACAAUGAAGAAUAA